AUGGACCGGGCCUGCUAUGAUCAUCCAUUCAUUCUGGCAGGCCAAGGAACUGUGGCACUUGAGGUUCUGGAGCAGGUGCCUAACCUCGAAGCCAUUCUUGUUCCCGUGGGGGGUGGUGGCUUGCUAGCCGGCUGCGCAGUUACUGUUAGGGCACUUAGCCCGCAGGUCAAGAUCAUCGUAAGCUCUAUAUGCUUUUCAACAACAUAG
Protopolystoma xenopodis is the source of this 207-nucleotide messenger RNA. The record is from the annotation of a GenBank genome assembly. NCBI's taxonomy places the organism in Eukaryota, Metazoa, Platyhelminthes, Monogenea, Polystomatidea, Polystomatidae.